Molecule: messenger RNA, 1614 nt
Organism: Penicillium salamii
Lineage: Eukaryota; Fungi; Ascomycota; Eurotiomycetes; Eurotiales; Aspergillaceae
Source: the annotation of a GenBank genome assembly
AUGUCGCACUCGGACGAACCAAUUGUAGAGGAACAGCAGCAGCCAAGCGAAGAGCAACCUCUCUUACAAUCGGAGGUAGUGAAGGAAUGGAGUCCACCACCAGGAUUUUUGUUGAUUCAAUUUGCGAUCAUGGCCAACGUUUUCUUGGGCGGAUUCGAUGGAACAAUCACUGCCUCGACCUAUGCAGUGAUCAGCUCCGAAUUUAACGCUGCGAACACAGCGUCGUGGUUGACCACCUCGUAUUUGAUUACGAGCACGGCAUUCCAGCCUCUCUAUGGUCGUUUCUCUGAUCUGCUCGGUCGCCGAUCUUGUUUCUUCACCGCCACGAUCACUUUCAUGGCCGGUUGUCUGGGUUGUGCCAUCGCACGCGAUGUCGUCUUCUUGAACAUUAUGCGGGCUUUGACAGGCAUCGGUGGUGGAGGAUUGAUGACGAUGGCCACUAUCAUCAAUUCUGAUCUGAUUCCUUUCCGCCAGCGUGGAAUGUACCAGGCUAUUCAGAAUGUCUCUUAUGGAUUCGGUGGCAUCUGUGGUGCGUCUUUCGGCGGUUCCAUCGUCGACUCCAUUGGAUGGCGCUGGUGUUUCCUUUUGCAAGUACCCGUGUCUCUCUUCGCGUUGGGCAUGGGCUAUGUCGUCCUGAAAUUCCCAACACGAGGCACGGAAUGCGCAGACGGUCGACCACAGGGCAUUUGGCAGCAGAUCGAUGUGUGGGGUGCGCUCCUGUUGAUCCUGGGCCUGUCCGCCCAGUUGGUCGGGCUCAGUUUGGGCGGCAACAUUCUGCCCUGGAGUCACGUUUGGGUGGUCACUCCGUUGGUCGGAAGUGUGAUUCUUCUUUUUGCAUCUGUUGCCGUUGAGGCAAAGACUUCGGCCGUGCCUCUAAUUCCAUUGAAGAUGUUGCGCGGAACCCUCCCUGUUUCCACCCAGAUUGCCAAUGUCUGCGUGGGAAUGGCGGCUUAUGCCUACCUCUUCACUCUGCCUUUGAUGUUCCAGGUCAUUCUACUGGACUCGCCCAGUAGAGCUGGGACUCGUCUGGUUAUUCCAUGCCUUUUUACCCCAUUGGGUGGUCUCAUAGCUGGCAUUGUAAUGUCGCGCUGGGGCAAGCUCGCAUACAUAGUGCGCACCGGUGCGGCCUUGAUGUUUGUCGGAAACUUCUUGGUCAUGCUACUCCGUUUCAAUGACUCGGAAUGGAAAUACUUCGCCUUCGUCAUUCCCGCAAACCUAGGCCAGGGCAUGGUGUACCCAGGAAUCUUGUUCACCUUCCUGGCAGCAUUCGACCACUCUGACCACGCCGUAUCCGCUUCAACCGUCUAUCUCAUCCGUUCACUCGGAACCGUUUGGGGUGUCGCAAUCACCUCCACCAUCAUGCAGAAUACAUUGAGCUCAGGCCUCGGGGAGGCCUUGAGUGGAUUACCAGACAAAUGGAAAGUGAUUGAUGAAAUCCGCCACUCCGUCUCCGCCAUUUAUGACCUUCCCCCAGAUGUGCAAAUGGCUGCCCGACUGGUCUAUUAUCGCGGUAUUAGACUAUCAUUCAUGGCGUCGGCAGUCUUUGCUUUCGUCGCGACCGUCGCUGCUCUGUUCACCCGUGGAAAGGGACUGGAGCGCGCGGGCGCCAAGUAA